AUGGCACGUCGUGUGGAAGAUUUGAUGAACCACGAGAAAUUCAAACCUGGGACAGAAGAAGACUUGCACCUAUUUGUUAUGAACAUAUAUGCUUACUAUACAUCCAUAACACUAUUCCUCAAGAACUUCCUCGCUGCAAAUCCUAUGAAGAGCAUGUACGGUUUCACACUCAAUCGCAAGAAGCCAGGCAACUUCAGCCUCUGCUUCCUCGCCAACAAAAACUCGACUGUGCAAACCUGGCCAAUCCGGGUUACUCCUGAAGCAUACUAUCUAUUCGAUGCUUCCGCUAUCGGUGUCUCCGAGUUGUGCGAUGCCUUCAAAGUUCGCCAUCUUCACGAAUCGCAAACUCGGGCAGCCCAAGCACAAAAUGGCGGGAAAACCCCCUUUGGUGCGGGACAUGGUAGAACACCAGCCCGACCUAUUGGCGCUGCCACUCCUGGCCACGCAUCUGUACGACAUGUUGGCCGAACGCCCAACCCGGAUGGGCACAACCCCAUGGUACCCCAACCUCCAUAUGGUUCCAGCACUUACGGGUACCAGACUCCGAGCCACCGACCCCACCCCAACAUGCCGCCACCUGGCGGCCAGGGACCUCCUCGUCCUCCGAUGCAUGUACAGCAAAAUAACCCUGGUUCUGGUUGGGGGCAAGGAGGCUGGUAG
Coprinopsis cinerea okayama7#130 is the source of this 660-nucleotide messenger RNA. RefSeq lists its product as hypothetical. The transcript is spliced from 4 exons. The record is from RefSeq and is a predicted model, not a curated record. The coding region runs from base 1 to 660 and encodes 219 amino acids. Gene Ontology annotation, biological process: mRNA transcription by RNA polymerase II; transcription elongation by RNA polymerase II; nucleosome organization. Gene Ontology annotation, cellular component: transcription elongation factor complex. Gene Ontology annotation, molecular function: histone binding; nucleosome binding. Lineage: Eukaryota; Fungi; Basidiomycota; Agaricomycetes; Agaricales; Psathyrellaceae.